AUGCACAGUAUUCACACAUACACCACACACACCAUUCACACACACCAACACAUCACACACCACUCACACACCCCGCACUCCCCCACCAUUCACAGCAACAUACAUACACACCAUCCGCAAUCACACCAACACACCACACACACCACUCACACCACAACACAUACACACCAUUCACACACACACCACACAUGGACACACCACACACACACCACCCACACCACUCACAUCAACACAUACACAGCAUUCACACACACCACACACACACAACUCACAUACACCACACAUCAUUCACAAACAAUACACGUUGCUCACACACCACACCACUCAUAUACAUACACCCCCACACAGCACACACACCACAAACCACACACGCACACACCAUUCACAUCAAUAAACACACCAUACAUACACCACACACAUGCACCGCUCACAGAAAUCUCACCACACAAACCACUCAAACCAACAUACGCACCAACACACACACACCACAAACACACAUCACACUACUCACACACAUACCACAGACACCUCUCUCACACCACACACACACCACAUACACACAAACCACACACACAGCCCACCCCAGACCUGACAGGGAACAGCCUCCUCCUCGCUGAUAGUAGGAAGACCUCCCCGAGGUCAGGAAGCAGUGUCUAUUCAUUUGUCAUAUGGAAUCACCACACCCUUCAGUGA
Molecule: messenger RNA, 693 nt
Organism: Mandrillus leucophaeus (drill)
Lineage: Eukaryota; Metazoa; Chordata; Mammalia; Primates; Cercopithecidae
Product: histidine-rich glycoprotein
Source: RefSeq, a predicted model, not a curated record